This is a messenger RNA of Motacilla alba alba, 3263 nucleotides long. RefSeq names its product tumor protein p53 inducible nuclear protein 2 (gene TP53INP2). Gene Ontology annotation, biological process: positive regulation of DNA-templated transcription; autophagosome assembly. The record is from RefSeq and is a predicted model, not a curated record. Gene Ontology annotation, cellular component: autophagosome; nucleus. Bases 577 to 1263 code for a protein of 228 amino acids. NCBI's taxonomy places the organism in Eukaryota, Metazoa, Chordata, Aves, Passeriformes, Motacillidae. The transcript has 3 exons.
GUCUGGGAUUCUGUGACAAUGCUGUCCUCAUCCUGUCUGCUGCCAGGAGCUUGGCAUGUUUUCCUGACUUAGGGACACUGCCUGCUCUGUCCCUGCCAGCUCCUGGGGAUGGGUCUCCUGGGACACCCCACCCAUGAGGAUGGGGCCACAAUGAGGGGUUUGAUGCAAGUGGGGGCUGCAGGGUACAGGCACCCAGUGCUGCUUCAGAUACAGCACCAACUGGGACAGCCCACUUGGCACAGAUGGCACAGAUCAGUGCCAGAGGCACUUUUUGCUGUCCCUUUGAGCCCAUCCAAGCCCCUGGGAUGCAGGAGGGCCACACUGCCAGCCUAUUUUAAUGUGCUGUUCCUUUCUCUCUCUCUUUUCCAGGCCUUUGCACUGAAGCCAAGUGAAGCACCUCACAAUUGCACUGCACACUUCUCAGCUCAGAUUCCUCUGGCAGCCAAACAUCUCUGUUACUGACACCUCGAGGGCUCUUUCUCUCCUCCCUGCCCAUCUCUCCUGUGUCUGUGCCUGGAAGCUGGUGCCCAGCAGUAGCUCUAUCUCCCUGUCCAUCCUGCUGGACCACUCCCCACCAUGUUUCAGCGUCUCACCAGCCUCUUCUUCAGUGACAGCAGCAUGCCAGAGGGCCUGGAGGAGCCCAAACCCUUUGUCGAGGAAGAGGAGGAGGAGGAUGGCUGGCUCAUAAUUGAUCUUGCAGGCAGCCGUGCCCGCCCCGGCCCCGCCCGCCGCCCGGCUGCUGGCGGUACCGGGCGCUCGGCGCGACCCCGCCCGACGCCCCCCGGUCCGCCUCCGCCACCGGCUGCUUCCCCGGUUCCGGCCGGUCCCUGCUUGAUGGACGAGAGUUGGUUUGUCACCCCUCCCCCCUGUUUUACUGCAGAGGAGCCCGGCCCCGACGGCGUGGGGAGCAGCCCCAUGGAGGACCUGCUCAUCGAGCACCCCAGCAUGUCUGUCUACGUCACCAGCACCCUCGAGGUGGAUGGGGAGGGCCCCGAGGACGAUGCUGCAGAGGACGUUCCGGAGCCGCGGCCGGAGCCGCCCGUGGCGCACCGCGGCCGGGCGCUGGCGGUGAAGGCGGCGGCGCUGGACAAGGCGGGGCAGGCGCAGCGGGCGCAGCGGGCCAAGCAGCUGGCGGAGCGGCACCGCCUGGCCCAGAAGGCGCUGCAGCGGCAGAACCGGGCCCGGCAGCGCCCGCCCCGCCGCGCCAAACAGCUCCCAGGGGCCUUCGUUCACCAGCCCUGCCAGCGCCACUGCAACUACUGACCUCGCUCCGCCGCCCAGGGGCUCCCCCAGGCCGGCCCCGGCCGCGGGAGCGGCCCCCACGGACACUGGGGACACGGCGGCGGCUUCACUCCACAUCCCGCGCCCGCACGCCUGACCCGCGCUCCUCAUGUUCCUCCUGUACCCUCACCGCGCCCCUCACCCUCGAUGCCGUCUGGGCCACGACCCCCGGAGCCGCCGGCAUGGAGGGCCAUGCUCCCCCUCCCCAGCCUCGGCAGCCUUCACGCGGGAAAUCAGAAUUCCCAGUGAAAUCACUUGUUCCUGAAAUCACCUGUUCCCGGUGAAAUCUGUUUGUCCUGAUAAGCCUGUGACAUCAGUGCCUUUCCUCACAUCAUGACUCCAUGUACAGCCUGGCUGGGAUGUCACAGAGACAUCGAGCGGGAGUGACAAGAGCAAUGAAGCCACAACAUUUGGGAUUUCUAGGAAAAUCUCAUCAAUGACACUAAUUAAUGGUUCCACCCUGCAAAGCCAGCAAAUACUCCUCUCCCUCCUUGAUUUCUUAGCUACAUUUUACAGUGAUAACGCCCCACUGCCAGUCCCGAAGGGGCUUGUGGUUGAAAGCGCUGGUAGAAUCUCCAGGGCUGGGUUAGCCACGCAGCUCCUGGUGCCUCAUGGUGUUGUUUUUUUUAACAACCUUAAAAGGAAUCUCAGGAAUCAAAGUACCGUCCCAGCGCCGCACCGGAGCCCUUGGCUACCGUGCCAGGAGCGGUGGCCAGCCUGGGGUGGCAUCACCGUGGCUGGUGGUCCCAUCCAAGCGAGCCCUUUGGUCCUGGAGCCAGUCCCCUGCCCUAGCCACAGCUGUAUCCCCAGGGGUAGACCUGUAUAGGUGUGUGUAUAUAUUUCUCUCUGUACCUGGACACUCAGAAGAAGCGCUGUUAAGCCGAGAGUUGCUGUCUGCCUGGUGUUAGUCCCCAGGGGGGGAGAGGAGGCAGGAUCUGCACAGCUUCCCCGAGGUGGCCAAAGCAUGUCCGUGGUGGUGGUGAAGAGAUGCUGAAGAGGAGGCUGGAGGGAAGAUGCUGAAAUAAGGACAAAGAUGGAUCUGGGAGCCACUGCAGUGGGUCAGGAUGGGGCAGGCCUGAGUGAGAGGAUUGCUGUAACAGGAGCUGUGACAGAGGCAUCUUCUUUCCCCACUAAAAAUGGCAUCCUUUCCCGUGAAGGGCCAAAUUCACUGCUAGGUGAUACUAAUUUUUAAUGCAAAUCCCUCCUCUCUUCGUGAUGGAUUCCUGCCUUUGGAAGAACAUGGUCCAGGCUUUUCACUGGCUCCAGCACCAGCUGAGACAGCUUCAAAUCCAGCAGAAAUUUGCUGAUCUGCCCCCAGUUCGCUCCUUUUAGGAACUGGUUUUGUACCCUGUGCCCUGGGAAAGCGUGCUGCUCGUGACCACAGCCUGGAUUCCCACCCUCUGAGACCAGAAAUACCCCCACAACACUCCAGAAAAUUCUGAUUUCACCAGAGGUUCUUCCACUCACCAUGUUGCCGGGGACCUCGACUGAAGGAAUUUUGGUGAGCCCAAACUGAGACAGCUGAUAGUUAUUAAUUAUUUUAAUGAGAUUAAAGCUAAAAUGAACCUUCUUAGUAGCAACAGCCCCUAGCUCUGGGCCAAGGAGCCUGGACCGUAGUAGCCAGCUGCUGCUGCUCCCCUGCAGCAGUUCCCCUUCGCUCCACUGCCUCGGCUUUCCCAAAAGCACAGAGCUGGGCAACUCCAGAGUGGUGCAUCCCAAGAGGUGGAACUCCGUGCCCUCAGCAUUGUUCCACUAUCCUCGGGCCUCACCAAAAUGUCUGUCCCUCACCAAGCCUGAGACCACCCCCAGAUCACCCUGCUGGUGAAGAGACUGGCAUCUCCUGACUCCAGGGGAGCGUUUACAUCCUUUAGCUUCCUGGGCUUCACACUCAAUGCCUUUUUUUGCCCCUGCAGUGAUGCCUGGGAUGGACUGGGAGCAGGGACGUGCAGGGACAGUGGCACAGGUGCUGUGGCAGCAGGCAG